AUGGUAGAACCACCAACUAAGAUGUUGCGUGAGUAUGCAAUGCCCGAUGCUAGUUCAACCUUUGCAAGUAUAGUAAGACCUUCUGUCCAAGCUAAUAAUUUUGAACUUAAGCCUGCUUUAAUUCAUAUUGUUCAGCAAGAUCAGUUUGGUGGGUCGCCUAUUGAAUGUCCAUUAGAACAUUUAGCUAAUUUUCUUGAAAAAUGUGAUACCAUUAAGCUAAAUGGGGUAAGUGAAUAUGCUAUUAGCCUUAGGUUGUUUUCAUUUUCACUAAUAGAUAAGGCAAGAAAAUGGUUGUCCUCUAAAUCUUCUGAUCCUUUUACCACUUGGACUUCUUUAUCUCAAGCUUUUCUGAAUAAAUUUUUCCCACCUGCUAAAACGGCUAAAUUGCGUAAUGAUAUUACUAAUUUCACUCAAAAUGAAUUAGAGUCAUUAUAUGAGUCUUGGGAAAGGUUUAAAGAUUUGCAACAUCAACGUCCUCACCAUGGAAUACCUGAUUGGCUACUUGUGCAAACUUUUUAUAAUGGCUUAAAUCACUCUAAUAGAAGUACUAUAUAUGCUACAGCAGGUGGUGCUUUAAUGAGUAAGACUACUGAAGAAGCUAAUAAGUUAAUAGAAGAACUUGCUUUUAAUAAUUAUGGUUGUUCUAAUGAAAUAUCGGUCGCUAAAAAGAGUACAGGGAUUAAAAUGAGUAAUGUUAGUCUUAUUUCUAGUCUUGAUUUCUCUUGUGGUAAUUAUGGGGGUGCACAUGCUAGUAAUGAUUGUCCUAAUUUUGAACAAGCUCAAUUUGUUUCUAAUUAUAAUCGAUCACAAAAUGACCCCUACUCUAAUACUUAUAAUCCUGGCUGGAAGAAUUACCCUAACUUUUCAUGGAGAGAUCAAGGAAACCAAGCUAAUAACCUUAGACCACAAAAUCCUCCUAGUUUUCCUCAAAGACAACAACAAUCACAACAAGAGAGACCUUCAUGGGAAUUGACUAUUGAAAAACUUGCUAAUGCUACUUCUGAGAUAUUUAUAAAAUUAGAAAAUAAAGUUGAUCAAUUAGCUAAUUCAACCAAAAAUAUGGAAGUUCAAAUUGGACAAAUAGCUAAUGCUAUUAAAUUUAAAAACCAAGGAAUUAUGCCUAGUCAAACUAAGAAUGAAAAGCAACUUGAAGAUAACAACGAUGAUUAUUAUAAACAUGUUCCUCUUAAGCCAUAUGUACCUCCAAAUCCUUUUCCUCAAAGACUUAUGCAAAACAAAGUGGAAAAUCAAUAUGAAAAGUUUCUUAAAAUUUUCAAACAAUUGCAUGUUAAUAUCCCCUUUGCUGAUGCUUUGAUGCAAAUACCCUCUUAUGCUAAAUUUCUCAAGGAAAUCACGUCUAAAAAGAGAAAAUUGGAGGACUAUGAGACUAUUGCUUUAAGUGAAGAAUGUAGUGACGUAAUUCAACAAAAGCUUCCCCCUAAAUUGAAAGACCCUGGCAACUUUUCUAUUCCUUGCAAAAUUGGAGUUGUGGAAAAUGUGCUAAUGAAAGUUGAUAAGUUUAUCAUACCUGUUGAUUUCAUUAUUCUUGAUAUGGAUGAGGAUGUUAAUGUCCCUAUUAUUCUAGGAAGACCAUUUUUAGCUACUUUUGGUACUAUAAUAGAUGUUAAUAAUGGUAAGUUAACUUUUAACAUUGGUGAAGAAGAGGUGCAUUUCGAUUUGUCUCAACCAACAAAACAUUCUCUUGUUUCUGAUCAUGUGUUUAGAGUUGAUGAGAUCACUGAUUUAGAUAGAAAAUCAAUAGAUUAUGUUUCUGAAAAUACCCUAGAAGUAUGUCUAACAAGUGCAGGUACAGUUGAAGAUAUAAAUGUAGACUUAAUAGAGAUUGCAAAUGAUAUUGAAGCAUGCUCGCCAUGGAAGGAAUAUGCAACUGUGAAGUUCUGGAGGAAGCUUGCUUACAAUGCAACCCUUACUUGGUUGGUGAAAGGGAGAAUGAGAUGA
Molecule: messenger RNA, 1959 nt
Organism: Chenopodium quinoa (quinoa)
Lineage: Eukaryota; Viridiplantae; Streptophyta; Magnoliopsida; Caryophyllales; Amaranthaceae
Exons: 4
Coding region: 1-1959 (652 amino acids)
Source: RefSeq, a predicted model, not a curated record